This is a messenger RNA of Egretta garzetta (little egret), 2787 nucleotides long. RefSeq names its product protein kinase N3 (gene PKN3). The transcript is spliced from 22 exons. NCBI's taxonomy places the organism in Eukaryota, Metazoa, Chordata, Aves, Pelecaniformes, Ardeidae. Gene Ontology annotation, biological process: signal transduction; protein phosphorylation. The coding region runs from base 16 to 2787 and encodes 923 amino acids. The record is from RefSeq and is a predicted model, not a curated record. Gene Ontology annotation, molecular function: small GTPase binding; ATP binding; protein serine/threonine kinase activity.
GGCCCGCCCGACUUAAUGGAUCCAAGCUUCCAGCAAAAACUGGAGGGUGAGAAGGAGCUACUUCGUCGCGCUAUACAGAAAGAACUGAAAAUUAAAGAGGGAGCAGAAAACCUGCGCAAAGCGACAACAGACAGAAAGAAUCUUGUUCAUAUAGAGCAUGUGCUGAAAUCUUCCAACCGAAAACUGGAGCAACUGCAUUGGGAACUUCAGGAGCUUAAUGCAAGGAUUGUAAUAACAGACAAAGAGGAGAGUAAGACAGAUGGAUCUGUAUCUCCAGAUCCUUGCCUCUGGGAAAGAAACCCAGACCCCAUGGCAAGGAAGGUUGAAGCUCUGAAAAAGCAGCUUCAUGUUGAAAUGAAAGUGAAACAAGGAGCUGAGAACAUGAUCCAAAUGUAUUCAACAUCCAAGGAGCGGAAGCUGCUGGCUACAGCUCAACAGAUGCUUCAGGACAGCAAGACAAAGAUUGAAAUAAUACGCAUGCACAUUGUGAAAGUAUCUCAGUCAGCAGGAGGGAUGGAAGAUACAGUGGAUCCAGCAGUGAGAAUGGGGACCACCAUCAGUGCUUUGGAGCUGCGUAUUGAGGAGCUGAGACAUCACCUGCGCAUUGAAGCUGCUGUAGCUGAGGGGGCAAAAAAUGUGCUGAAGAUCCUAGGAGGGAGUCGGGUACAGGAUCGCAAGUUUUUGGCUGAGGCUCAGGGUUGUUUGCAAGAGUCCUCUCAGAAGAUUGACCUGCUGCGCUUGUCCUUGGAACAUCAGCUUACUGAGCUUUCUCCUGAUCACCCAAAAAGAGCACUCAUCAAGCAGGAACUGGUAAAUACUUCCUCCCUGGGAGCUCAGCAUGGCAGCAUCCAACCCACUUCAGUCAUCAAACCUACAGCCCUUACAGGAACAUUGGAAGUGAGACUGAUGGGGUGUCAGGAUUUAUUGGAAAAUGUUCCAGGACGUUCCCGAAUGACUAGUUCUUCUCCCAUCUGUGGCAGCCCAAGUGAUUUGAGGUCCCUUUCCCGAACACGAGUUGGCCGUAGUGUUGCAGGAAAGUACCUGCGGAAUGAAGAGCCUUGUAACGAGGUCCUUGCUGUGCUCAAAGUGGACAAUAAAGUGGUUGGCCAAACAAACUGGGGACCAGUUAAUAACCAGGCAUGGGACCAGAGCUUUGUCGUUGAGCUGGACCGGUCUCGUGAGCUCGAAAUUGCAAUUUAUUGGAGAGACUGGAGAGAACUAUGUGCAGUGAAGUUUUUACGUUUGGAUGAUUUCCUUGAUAAUGAACGUCAUGGGAUGUGCCUCUCACUCGAACCCCAAGGAAUGCUUUUUGCAGAGGUGAUGUUCUGUAAUCCUGUCAUUGAGAGAAAGCCAAAACUGCAGCGACAGAAACGCAUUUUCCCCAAACAGAAAGGAAAAGAAUUUCUCCGAGCUCCUCAAAUGAACAUAAAUGUUGCUGCUUGGGGUCGCCUGAUGAUGAGUUUCCUCCCUCCGUGUAGUUCCAUGAGUGCUCUGAGUCCCCCACUUCAUGAUCCCAUUCACACAAACUUCUCUCCUGUUCCCCCACAAAGUCAUGUUGAUUCAGUGUCCAAAUUGAGUAGUGACUUCCCUGUGGCUGAGCUUACACUUGCUGAUGAAGCACCACCCAAGCCUCCACGCCUUUUUCUGAUGGCCAAUUCCAAAGAAUCAACAUUGUCUCCUGCAGAUUCUCCGUGUCUGAAGAGGCUGCAUGUUGAGAAGUCUUGCAGCUCUACUCUAACAGAAUUUCCAAUCCAAGCAUCUCCGAGGAAAAGGACAGUUCAGCUUGAGGAUUUUCACUGCAUCGCUAUGUUGGGACGUGGCCACUUUGGGAAGGUACUGUUGGCCCAAUAUAAACGAACUGGGAAGCUGUAUGCUAUCAAAGCCUUGAAGAAAAAAGAUAUUAUUAGGAGAGAUGAAAUUGAUAGCUUGAACUGUGAGAAGCGAAUAUUUGAGGUGGUCAAUUCUUCUGAUCAUCCGUUCCUUGUGAACAUGUUUGCAUGUUUCCAGACACCUCAUCAUGCUUGUUUCGUGAUGGAAUAUACUCCAGGUGGUGAUCUUAUGAUGCGCAUACAUGAAGAUGUCUUUUCGGAGCAUGUGGCACAGUUUUAUACAGCCUGCGUAGUCUUGGGGCUCCAGUUCUUGCAUGAGAAGAAAAUUGUUUAUAGGGACCUGAAACUGGAUAAUCUGCUUUUAGAUGCUGAAGGAUUUGUGAAGAUCGCAGAUUUUGGAUUGUGUAAGGAAGGAAUAGGCUUUGGAGACCGCACAAACACCUUCUGUGGUACCCCUGAAUUUCUGGCUCCAGAAGUCCUGACGGACAUCUCAUACACUCGAGCAGUAGACUGGUGGGGUUUGGGUGUACUCAUUUAUGAGAUGCUUGUUGGUGAGUCACCGUUCCCUGGAGAUGAUGAGGAAGAAGUCUUUGACAGUAUUGUCAACGAUGAAGUCCGGUAUCCACGAUUCCUUUCAUCUGAGGCACUGUCUAUAAUCCGCAAGCUUCUUCGGAAAUGUCCAGAGCGUAGACUGGGAGCAGGGGAAAAAGAUGCAGAAGAGAUUAAAAUCCAGGCCUUUUUUAAGGAAAUUGACUGGGAUGCCUUGCUUGCCAGGACUCUGAAGCCCCCUUUUGUGCCCACUUUAAGAGAUCCAACUGACAUUAGCAACUUUGAUGAAGAGUUUACAUCACAAAAGCCAAUCCUUACUCCUCCAGAGGAGGUUGCUUUCCUAACCCGUAAGGAGCAGACUAUCUUCAAGGACUUUGACUUUGUCUCCAGACACCUUUUAGAUGUUUGA